Cladophialophora immunda is the source of this 2108-nucleotide messenger RNA. RefSeq lists its product as uncharacterized. The coding region runs from base 104 to 1534 and encodes 476 amino acids. The record is from RefSeq and is a predicted model, not a curated record. The transcript has 2 exons. NCBI's taxonomy places the organism in Eukaryota, Fungi, Ascomycota, Eurotiomycetes, Chaetothyriales, Herpotrichiellaceae.
CGCUUCGAUGACCUUAGCAGCACAAAGGGACAAAUGUAUACAUAGCUGGAGCAGGAUCUGAGGAGCAGUUGAUGGGCGGCACACUCUCGAGCCGUUCUGCGAUAUGUACGCGGGCCCAUGCAAGAAUGUGCUGAAGCAUAAGCUGUAUUCGCCUGCCUUUCGUUCCCAGCUCAUAUACCGGUGUUGGUCCUGCUCUCCUCGACUGUCUGCGAAAAGGAGCCGGCUUCCGACAUACGCCAAACCAGCCACACCAAAGACUCCUGGUGCAGUGCUCGAGACAGUGGCUAAAUCGGAGCCGAGUCUGAGAAACGAUGGUUCCUACUACAUCUCGCCUGACCUUGCCAGUGCACUGCAUGGCUUGGGCUUCUUUUCAAUCCCGGCUGUCGUGAAGGUGCUUCGGCGUCUCUGCCAGGAGCUGAAGAAACUUCCUCCUGCAAGCGCCUUAGUAUCUGCAACCACACAACAGAGGUUCAUCCAGCUAUCCGAGGAAGCUCUGGGCUCUGCUGAGGUGGCUCUCAUGCGUGAUCCACAGGUUCUACGGAAGGCGUUCCAUUCGCUGGGCCAGAAUUCAUUUCACACGCAAAAUCGCAAGGGCGAUGAAGGCUGUGAUGCCUUACGGAUGGCUUUCUUUGCAGGAGAGGCCGACGCGGGGGUGGAUGCUGCAGCGGCUGAGAUCGCUCUGGGUAGCGCACUGGGUCGGCAAGAGGCUCGUCUUUCCCCACGAAUUUCCGACUUCAUCAAAGCAAAAGCAUUGGCGAGGAGUGACUGGGUAGCAAUGUUGCUAUACUUGGAUGAAACGUCCAGGAAGACCGGCAGCGAAGUAGUUGCGCAAGAGAAUUACGAGCUCGCCAAAGAUUUGGUUGACAUGGUCGAGCCCAGCAAGAAGCUCCGUCGUCAGAACUCGUCUCUCCUACAGCAUCACAAAUUGCCAUGGAGGGUUCUUCAUGACGCAGCAGAGUCCUAUCUACCUUACCUUCGUGAAGGUGCAGUUUACGACCAAGUCCGGUCGGACCUUGAAAAUGCUAUUCGAGACGGGCUUUUCAAGUACUCCGAUCUUUCAGCUGCUCCCCUCGCAUUGCGUCAACCGGGUGUAAUCGAGAAGAACUCAAAGGAGUGGGUUGAGCUUGCCACGCAGUCUUCCAGCGCCGGCGAUCCGGACUCUUCUCUGCAACUGGCUUUCUACCACCUCCGCAAAGAUGGAUGGCGUCCUGCGGAGGCGAAUAGGAAACCUCGAGAUUGGACCGGCAUUGAGUGGCUCGCUGUCAGCGCCGCUCUGUCGACUCCCGAAACGGGAGUUAUGGCAGCAAAGUAUCUCGGGUUAGCCCACCUCUUGCGUGAACACGGCUAUGUGGACGAGGGUAUUUCGUGGAUUGACUUCGCAAAGGAGAGUAUGGGCGAGGCCGGGCUAGAUCCCGACAACAGGUGGCACGACUAUUUCAGCGACUUCCAGCAGGCUUGGAGGGACACGGACGGUUCACUGAAGAGAUAUGAGAAAUCCAGUGAGGAGUUUCUUGCGCAGUUGGAGCGGACCUAGUGGGUAGCAACUGUGCUUCAGAGUGUGUGAGAUCUUGACCUACCAGUCGGCCAGUCGACAAUGGGAGGAGACUUGCUGUCUAUAAGGUGUAUGUGUUGCGACAACAUGAAACGACCUUCGCGCAGCCAGCGGUCCACUCGAGAUAUUCUGCGCCGAACAAACCGCGGACUUCGCGUUUGGUUCAACCACAAAUCCAUCUCGAAAAUACCAGUCCUGGACAAUAGCAAUAGCACCAGCACCAGCACCAGCGUCGAAUCCGUCUCCGAGACUGAAGAAAUGUUCCAGCCGUGGAAAUUGAUCAGUCUAGGCAUGGCAACGUCUUGGGACGGGCCGCCUUUGGGCAGAACAACCAAAGAAAGGAGAUGGCCAGGAUCAUGAUCACGAUCACGUUAACCGCAUGUCUCUUGUUCCUUGUAAUGAUAUUAGACUCGAUCGGGGGCGCGGCCCGGCGAGAUCCAAAAGCUUGCUGUUAACGUUUUAUCGUUGCGAUGUCUAUAUGUACCGUGUACCUAAUGUCUCUACCAGAACUCUCUCAUCUCUGAUAGCUUGCCUUGCUCGUUGCGUUGGGUAUACC